AUGAACAAUAUAACAAGUAUGGAUAUAGACUCAUUACGGAAAGAUCUGAAGGAGCGCACGAACGAGGUCGAUGUGUUAAAAAAGAAAUUGCAGAAAGCGGAUAAGGACCGGCAACAAUGGGAGACACAAAAAAGACAGUUGGAAUCGAAACUGCCCAUAGAUGUACAACUAUUGAUGGCUCAAAAACGGGAAUUAACUAUGCAAUUGGAUAGAGAGCAAAAUGAGAAGCAUGAGCUCUUCUUACAGAUUAACUCGAUGAUCGCACAGCUGGCGGACACACAACCAGCUGGUGAAGUAGAGCAACUGAAAUCCGAGAACAGAGAACUUCAACGGCGAGUGGAAGAACUUGAGAGCUCUUCUGCUAAGGAAAGCUGUCGUCUUGAAGCAGAUCUACAGAAGGCUAGAAAUGAAAAUGAAGUGGCGAAACAUCAGAACGAAAGAGAGAAACGAAAGAUGCAGACAGAAAUCGAAGAAACGAGAAAAGAACUACAUAUGAAAGCGGCUGCACUGCAAUCAUUAAUGCUAGCUACCCAGGAUGCAAAUAAAACGGAGCGAUUAAAGGAGGAAAACGAAGAGAUGGCAAGGCUGUUGGAGGAGACUGAAUCGGCGUUAGCGGCCUCGAAACGUGAACUGGCGGCUAAAAAUGAGGAAAUUCUCGAAUUGCGGAAAUCUUCCGAGGAGAGUUCAGUGUCUUCGAAACAACUGGAAGAAUUUGAGAGAAAGCUACGAGAAGCUGAGAAAGUACUGGAAAGUGAGGUUGCAUCAAAGGAAUCUCUUAUGAAAUCCUGUGAAGAGCUGAUCGCUGACGGGAAAAAAGCUGAGGAAAAGAUCAACGAAUGGAAAACAAAAUAUGAUGAAGCUGAGAAGAUCAUUGGUAGUCUCAGAGAGGACAUAGGACGUCUUGAAAAGGAGGCCAGCGAAGAAGCUGCACAGAAUCGUCGAUGGGAAUUCGAACGAGACCAGGAAAUUCAAACUCUUACUGAGCGAUUACUUAUACUCGAAACGACAUUGAAAGAGAAAGAUUCUAAAAUCGAGAGUAUUCGCGUGCAACUCCUAGCAGCUGAAUCUAAAGCGGAACAAGCAGAAGCCGAUAUGAAAGCUAAGGAACAGUUGGUGGCGAAUGCUGAACGUCGUGCUCAGCAACUUCAGGCCCAGCUUGACGCUAAAGGUAGCGUUGAUAAGGAGGUCGAAUUCCUCCGUGCCGAACUUAAGAAAGCCGAAGAACGUCAUGACACUGUUCUGGCAUGCUUACAAAAAUCCGAAUCUGCAGCCCUGGAAACCUCCCAAAAUCAAAAACAAGUUGUUGAUGAACUCAAAAAGAAACUUGAAGAAGCUAGUGAGAGUGAAUCGGAGACAGAAGCAAAAAUGACCAAACUUCAGCUCGAUCUGCAAACGUCUAGAAAUGAGCUUAGUGUGACGAAGGAAUCUGUCAGAAAGCUCGAAGCAGAUCUUGCCGAAUUGCAAGCGGAGAAGAAAAAAUUGGAGUCGAAGGCAUCAGUAGCCGAUGAGCUGACCACAUUGAUGGCUUCGCUCUCGGCAGUUCGAGCUGAAAAUGGGCAAUUCCAAGAAGAGAUUCGAUUACUUCACAGUCAGUUGGAAGAAGUCAAAGACGAACUGGAACGUUCCUUGGAAGAAAGUGAUGAGUGGAAAUCACGUGCUGAAACGGCCGAGAAAGAAAAGGAAGUGAUGGAAGCACAAAUGAACAAAGAGCAUGAAAAACUUAUUGCUCUUACCAGUUCCGAAGCGACGCAUGUAGCACAUGAAGCGGAACUUGCGUCCAGUACCUCCAAGUUACAGUCUGAAAACACAGAACUGCAAGAAGCUACGAAAGAUUUACGUGCUAAGUUGGAUCGGGUGGAAAAUGAGAAGAAAGCCGCUGAAGAGGAGUCAAUACGGAAGCUGAAAGAGCUCACCGAGAAGUGUGAGGCUAUUCAAAAAGAGGCAGACACAAGCCGAUCCAAAGUUGGCGCACUGGAGGAAGAACAAAAUCGUUUCCGAGAUGCAGCAGAGCAGGAGAAACAACGUCUGCUUGAAGUUGCAGAAAAGCAAAGAGAAAAGGUGGAACAGCUGCAAGAAGAGGUUAACAAGCUCAAGGAUAAGCUGAAACAUUCGGAAGAGGUUACCGCAGCCGAGGUGGAGCGAUACAGUACAGCUUGUGCACGGUUAUCCGAAGUGGAAAGAGAAUAUGAAGAUAUGAAACAUACCCUGCAGAGUACCCAAUUUCAAUCCAAGGAAUCCUCUGACAAACUGCAAGAAACGGAGAACCUUGCUGUUCGAGUAAAGCAACAGCUUGAAGAGUUGGAACGUGAACAUGCCACAAAAUUACAGGAUAUGGCUACUGAACACAAAGCUCAUCAAGAAAGAUUAGAAAAACGCAUAGAAGACAUGGAAAAAGCAAGGCAGGAGCAAAUCGAAGAACUACAGAGGCAGAAGCAUGAGACGGAAGAGAUUUAUCGCAAGAGACUGGAAGAAGCUGAGAAGAAACUUGAGGAUGCCAAAGAAUCUCAUAGAAACCAAAUUGCACAAAUGGAAGUUGCUGUACGAGAAGCUGCACCCAAAAAAGAAGUGGAAAAAUUGCAAAAAGCUAAGGAUGAUCUGGAAGAGAUGCAUAAAGAACAGACUGAGAGGUUGAACAGAAAGAUCGCUGAUCUCGAAACUCGUCUCACUCAAGCAUCAAAGAAUAAUGCUGAGAUGGUUGCCAGUAUGCAGGAUAUGUCAGCGCUACUUGAAACUGAGGCGAAAAAACGAGAAGAACUUAGUGAGGAACGUAAAAAAUGGAUGGAACAAUUGGAUGAAAAAGAGAGACAAUUGGAAGAAGCUAGAAGUAGCUCUGAGGGAGAAGAAAAGAUCAAUCAUCUCGCAGCUGAGAAUGUUCGCCUGGCCAGUGAGGUGUUGAAGGCGCAUACACAGGCCGAGAAAACUCUACAAGUCGAGAAGGACCUCAUCACUAAGCAGUUCGCUGAUAAGCUGAAAGCUGCUCAAAAUGAACGGGAUAAACUAUCCAACGAUAUGGAAGCUUUGCGGGCCAAAAUGCGGGUCAUGGAAUCUAGGAUCGAAGACCAGAGAUCAUCAAUUGAACUGGCCGAGAAGAUAAGAAAAGACGAAGUAGCCUCCGUCCAAGCAGAGCUAGACGCUGUCCGAAAAGAAAAGUCGAAACUCAAGGAAGAAAUGGAAAACCUUCGUAGUAAUAACAACGGGAAUCCGGUGCCACCUCCGCGUAGGACCAUCUCAAACAUGUCCACCUACACCUACAACACCCAGACAGACUUCAGUGAAAUCGAGGAUGUGCAUCGAUUGAGGAGCGAGAUCGAUAAGCAAAAACGUUUGAUCAUCGUAUUGCGCCGAAAACUUCAAGGUCUCCAAUGA
Messenger RNA from Necator americanus (New World hookworm), 3366 nucleotides. RefSeq lists its product as uncharacterized. The record is from RefSeq and is a predicted model, not a curated record. Lineage: Eukaryota; Metazoa; Nematoda; Chromadorea; Rhabditida; Ancylostomatidae. The coding region runs from base 1 to 3366 and encodes 1121 amino acids. The transcript is spliced from 25 exons.